ACUGACCACAAAGCAUUUUACCGGUACAGAACCACAGCUGUCCACUCUUUGACCCAGACUUUUGGACCGGAAGAACCCACCUCGGAUCUCGUCUCCAUCUCCAACCUGCGCUGUCUAAACUGACUUUCCAUUCUGUUGAGGGACAAAUAAAGACAGGAAAUGACCGGGGUGUGGAAGGGACUGUCUACAUGUUGGUGUCUGUUGAUGCUGAUUCAUUGUCUGGCUCAGACAGAUGCAGCCUUCACAUGCAGCUCCACUCAGUUUAAGUGUGGAAACGGGAGAUGCGUCACCCGCCGGUGGCUCUGUGAUGGCUCCGACGACUGUGGCGAUGGGAGUGACGAACUAACAGCUGUCUGCUCGGAAAAAUCAUGCAUGGAGUCCCAGUUCAACUGUGGAGCGCCUUUGAACCACUGCAUACCAAAGAGCUGGCAUUGUGAUGGCAAAGCUGACUGUGACAACGGGGCUGAUGAGAGAAACUGCACUAUAAAAGAAUGCAAGACCGAUGAGUUUAGGUGCACCAAUGGUCAGUGUAUAUCCAAGGCUUAUGUUUGUGACAAAGACAAGGACUGCUCUGAUGGCUCAGACGAGGUGGACUGUCCCAAGCCCACCUGCCACCCUCGGUCCUUCCAGUGCAACAAUUCAAUUUGCGUGUCAUUGCUGUGGAAAUGUGACGGAGACAGGGACUGUCUGGACGGGUCUGACGAGUGGCCGGAGAACUGCGAGGGGAAGCAGACGAAGAAGCCAUCGCAAUGUGGCGCCCAUGAUUUUGAGUGCUCAAACGGGGAAUGUAUUCAUGGGGCAUGGAGGUGUGAUGGAACUCCCGACUGCUCAGACCAGUCAGAUGAAUUCAACUGCAGUCAGCCUAGUUGUCAUGAUGGUCAAUUCCAGUGUGGCAACGGUGUCUGUAUCAGUGAAACCCUGAAGUGUAACUCCGCGAACGACUGUGGGGACAACAGUGAUGAAGUGGGCUGUCAAACAGAUAAUGUGUGUGAAGGUCCAACCAACUUCAAGUGUGGCAGUGGGGAGUGCAUCAGCAUGGACAAAGUAUGUGACUCAAACAGAGACUGCAACGAUCAGUCAGACGAAUCUCUUAAGUGUGGCAAAAACGAGUGUUCAACAGGAAAUAACAGUUGUUCUCAUCAAUGCAAUGACCUGAAGAUUGGCUACAACUGCUCCUGCCCUGCAGGAUACAGACUGAAGAGUGACAAUCAAACCUGUGAAGACAUUGACGAAUGUGAGGUGCCAGACACCUGCAGUCAGAUCUGCAUCAACCUGCCUGGAAGCUAUAAGUGUGACUGCAACGACGGCUAUCAAAUUGAUCCAGUGAGCAAAACAUGCAAGGCUGAAUCAGGGACAAUUGCCACUCUGUUCUUCACCACCAAGCACGAGGUCAGGGAGCUCACAGUGGACCGCAGUGAGUAUACCAGGCUGAUCCCAGAGCUGAAAAAUGCCGUGGCUCUGGAUCUGGACAUUCCAAACAAGAAGAUCUUCUGGUCGGACCUCUCUCAGAAGAAAAUCUUUAGCUCAAACAUAGACAUGGCCAGCAACUCUGCUAACCACAAUGUUGUGAUUGAAAAUGGGAUUGAAGCCCCAGAAGGCCUUGUGGUGGAUUGGAUCCAUGGCAACAUCUACUGGACUGACAGCACCUUGAAGAGCAUCUCUGUGGCAACUACAGAAGGCAACAAAAGGAAGACCCUCAUCAAUGAGAAACUUGGGAGGCCUAGAGCCAUCACAAUUGACCCAGAAAAUAACUUUAUGUACUGGACUGACUGGGGAGAGGAGGCUAAGAUUGAGAAGUGUGGACUCAACGGAGUCGGUCGUGUUGCCUUGGUGACAGAUAACAUUGAAUGGCCCAAUGGCAUCACCCUUGAUAUGGUAAACCAGCGUCUAUACUGGGUGGAUGCCAAGCUGCAUGCUAUCUUCAGUGUUGAUGUUAACGGAGGGACCAGACACACGAUCAUAUCUGGUGAAGAAAACGUCCAUCAUCCCUUCUCACUGACUGUCUUCGAGGAGAAAGUUUUUUGGACAGAGUCCUUCCGUGGCACAGUUUCCAGUGCUAACCGUCUGACAGGAAAUGACAUCAACGAGUUGGCGACUGACCUGCAAAAUCCAGAGGCCCUUGUUCUUUACCACAACCUGAAGCAGCCAAUCAGCAUAAACUGGUGCAGAGUGGGUAACAGCAUAAAUGGAGGUUGUGAGCACCUGUGCCUUCCUGCUCCUCUGCUUGACGAGAGCUCUCCGAAAUACACCUGUGCCUGUCCAGACAACAUGGUCCUGGCCCCUGAUAUGAAGAAAUGUGUGGGAGCUGCACCUCCUGCCAGGACUGACCCACCAAAAACGUUGUCCAAGACAACCACCAGUAAACCAGCCACACGUGGCACCACUAAAGCUGCUAAGAUACCCACAACUAGCUCAUCUGUCCAGCCUAAACCUGCUGGCACUCCUCAAGGCUUUCAAAAAGCUGUGAUGCCUGAGGAAGCUCCUGCAUCUCAUCCUGUUGCUCUCUACAUUUUUCUACCACUCGGAAUCAUAGCAGCACUGGUGUGUGGAGCAGUGUUGUUUUGGAGAAACUGGCACAGGAAGAACACCAACACCAUCCACUUUGCCAAUCCCGUGUACCAGAAAACCACAGAGGACGAGGUGCACAUCUGCAGGAAUGGUUCCGACGGCUUCGUCUAUCCUGAGAGGCAAAUUGUGAGCAUGGACGACAUGGAGAUUGCAUGAUCUGAAGAAUUUUAGCUGAAGAUCUUUUUUUCCUCUGAGGAAACAAGACCUGCUUCUUCACAAGCCCUCCCCUUUUUCCGGUGACCUCCUUUUGUUGUUUGUUUUCGACCUGAGCACUGUGCCUUACAAGCCUGCAAAAGAGCUUCUCUUAUCUCUAGCAUGGCAAACGGAAGCAUGGGUACAAGCAGGCACUCUUUUUUUUUUUUCUAAGUAAAAGAGCAGCGCAAUAACAGAAGAUGAUGCUAAUCUGGGACCUUUGACUCUUUUGAUGCUGCUUGAACGCACUUGGUAACAAAAAUCACGUCAAAAAUGUAAAAAAAAUUACGUCACGUCAAUCAAGCCUACUGAAACUUACAUUUUGCAUUUAUUGUAUUUAUUACAUAACAAAUGUUUUCACUGCAAUGCAUGUCCGACUCUAAAGUCCUUAACUGUAAAGUCUUACCAGUUCAUGUGUGCCUUGUAAUGACACUCCAGUAGUUGGAAGAAAUGUAUCUGAAGCCUUACUGAUCCCUCUGCCUUCCACACCGUGGCCUUUUCUCACUUGGAAACCAGGGUUGUGCAUUUUAUUUGGCUCCCAUGUCAAACAACCUUUUGUUGUAAUCUGUAAUAUUCAUCUGCAACAUUUUAACAUUGCUGCUGUCUUUGUUUUGUCCAAACACCAAAUACGCUGCGGCUGUUUGGAGCCAUAGGUGGUUUACAUUUUGAAAUGCAGAAGCUGCUGAGUCAUUUUGACAUCAACCAAAGUGAAGAAAACUUUCUUUUUUGUUGUUAAUAAGUAAUUGUAGCUGACUACCUUUUGCAACAUUGUAAGUAGUUGUAAAUAUUUUUGUAAGAUGUCAACUUGCUCAUAUUUGUAAAUAGAACAAAGAAGUACGUGAUUAGUUGUUUUAUUUAUUUAUGGUUCGUUUUAAAUUGUUCCCAGGUGGCUGUAAUGAAUAUCUCUAAAUGGUGAAGUCUGACCUGAACACUGUGCAGCUAUAAUUUAACUGAUUUCAGGGAAGGCUUUGAAUGGUUUGGUUUUGCAUAAAAGACAGUGCACCAGGGUUACUGCUUUACUUUGCACCAGAGAGCAACUGUUUAUGGUGUCAUAGCAAGAAUGGAGAGACCUUCUGUUCCUCUUUUCCCUGCAUGUGGUCUCUCUCAUGACUCAGAUUAUUUAUUGUGCUUCCUGUGUUCUGUUACUGUGAUGGCCUGAUUGUAUCGUGGGAUUCAUGCUGCAUUUGAGUCCCCUGGAAAUUAUCACUACUCUGAUCUGGGAAUGAGUACACCAUCUGCUUGCCGUUGAAGUCGGCAAGCAGAUGCAUGUACUGAUUUAAUUUGUUUUAAAUAACUGCAUUCUGUGCUCUGGAACACUAAAGAAAAAGUUAUUUAUGAAGCUUUUAGUAUAUUUUACAUGCACAAGCACUCAUGUGAAAUCUCAAAUUCAGAGCUGGUUGCAGAAUUCCGACUUCCUAAGUCUGGAACCAGGGAGCCUCAAAUGCAGCAUACAAUAUUUUUCAAAAGACAUGAUGUUUUCUUUCUGUGCAUUAUAUACAUGUUGAAGUUUGUGAGGCUGAUGCACAGCUGAUAGCUUGUUUGUUCUCUUCACCUUGUUCACUUUUGUUUGAGGAGAUAAUUUUGUCUGAAAUAAACAAGUUUGAAUGUU
This is a messenger RNA of Gambusia affinis (western mosquitofish), 4369 nucleotides long. It is a transcript of the gene ldlrb, whose product is annotated as low density lipoprotein receptor b. Gene Ontology annotation, molecular function: calcium ion binding; protein binding. The coding region runs from base 160 to 2724 and encodes 854 amino acids. The record is from RefSeq and is a predicted model, not a curated record. NCBI's taxonomy places the organism in Eukaryota, Metazoa, Chordata, Actinopteri, Cyprinodontiformes, Poeciliidae. The transcript has 18 exons.